AUGGGUGACUGGAAGUCCCAGUCUCCCCCCGACUACAAUGAGGUCGUUGCAUCCGAUGACGCUAGCAACCAAUCCUCCUCCGCGGACGGCUUUCUCGCCACAAGCGAGUUUCAGGUAGAAGCCAUGGGAUACGACACCAACCAGGCACUCAGCGGCAAAUUUCUGGAGAAUAUUUCCGUCUACAGCGUGGAAUUUGGAGCACCCACACAGGAAAAAUACACCUCUAUCCGCCUAAAGAGCAGUUCCAACUCGUGCGCGUUGGUGCGCCCAUCCGACCCACGUCAGAAUGCUCUCAUUUCAACCAUCUAUCGUUGGGGCCCUGGAAGACACCCCAGGAUGCGCAUUCUACCCCGCGAUUCCAGUGUUUCGGUUGAGCAGGCCAUCGACGACGAUAAGGUGUGUGGAGAAUUGGUCGACGUCCAAAGCCGGUCGAUGGUUAGCCGUGCGCAGGUUUUCGACACGUCACUGGGCAAAUACGAGUGGCGCUACGGCAGUCGGGAAGAAAGAAAAGCCUGUAACGCAGAUUCGCUGCUGAUUCUGGAGCGCAUGGAUCGCGUCGUAUUAGGGGACGGUACCACGACUAAGAGCGGCGCCAGAGUCGCUCAGCUUAUUCGAAACGACCAAUUCCGCACCCGCGGCUCGGCUAGGUACUCCGGAGGGAAUGGUGGUCGCUUGGUGAUGGACCUGCGCAUGUGGGAGAAUGAGAAGCAUGCCGACACGGACGGCGUAGAGGCUUUCUUUGUGGCGAGUUGUAUCUUGAUGCUGAAGAGAGAGGCAGAUCGUUUCAUCGAUAAUAACAUCGUCGCCGUGACAUAA
Molecule: messenger RNA, 816 nt
Organism: Aspergillus nomiae NRRL 13137
Lineage: Eukaryota; Fungi; Ascomycota; Eurotiomycetes; Eurotiales; Aspergillaceae
Exons: 1
Coding region: 1-816 (271 amino acids)
Source: RefSeq, a predicted model, not a curated record